Messenger RNA from Orbilia oligospora ATCC 24927, 1755 nucleotides. RefSeq lists its product as uncharacterized. The record is from RefSeq and is a predicted model, not a curated record. Lineage: Eukaryota; Fungi; Ascomycota; Orbiliomycetes; Orbiliales; Orbiliaceae. Gene Ontology annotation, molecular function: sucrose:proton symporter activity. Gene Ontology annotation, cellular component: membrane. The transcript has 5 exons. Bases 1 to 1755 code for a protein of 584 amino acids. Gene Ontology annotation, biological process: transmembrane transport.
AUGGCGACAAGAACGGAUUCGGUCCCUCGGACCCCAAAAGAAGUUGGUGAACACUCCCGUCUUCUCUCUCCCGCUGCCAGCGAACGUCGAUAUGGCCGUUCCCUCACUAUCCCCGAGGUCUCCAACCGUCGCCAACGAAGCUCCGUUUCCUCGUCCAUGUCCCGUCGGUCCAUGCGCGUUACACGUAGUUCCUGGUUCCUGAUGCUAUUAACCCUUAGCAUCGGAGGUUUACAAAUCGCCUGGUCGGUGGAAUUGUCAAAUGGUUCGCCAUAUUUGCUGUCCCUGGGAAUUUCCAAGUCAAUGUUGGCGUUAGUAUGGGUUGCUGGGCCUGUUUCUGGAGCUUUAGUGCAGCCGUACGUUGGUAUUCGGUCGGAUAAUUGUAGGAUCCCUUGGGGAAAGCGAAAACCUUUCAUGAUUGGGGGUGGUGCGGCUACGAUUGUUUCUUUGUUGAUACUUGGAUGGACGAAGGAGAUUUGUGCGUGGAUUGUGCCUAAGGGGAGCGAUGCACUGCCGAAGGUUACGAUCGGGUUGGCUGUAUUGAUGAUUUAUGUGCUAGAUUUUGCCAUAAAUACAGUGCAAGCUGGUAUUCGUGCAUUCAUCGUCGAUAAUGCACCACCUCAUCAACAAGAUGCAGCGAACGCAUGGGCGGGACGGAUGACGGGUAUUGGAAAUGUAUUGGGUUAUCUAUCUGGUUAUGUGAACCUACCGGAGAUCAUGCCGUGGUUCGGAAACACACAGUUCAAGGUCCUCUGCGUGAUUGCAUCCUUCGCACUAGGUGGUACCUUGGCUCUGAGCUGCGGGUUAAUUAUGGAACGAGAUCCUAAUGAGGAUGGGCCGGUUGAUGAGAAGAAGAACAGUGUACUUGCGUUCUUCGGCCAAGUGCUUCAUUCCGCAAAACGGUUGCCGCCACAGGUUAGAAAAGUUUGCGAUACGCAGUUCUUUGCGUGGAUUGGGUGGUUUCCGUUUUUGUUUUACAGUACUACGUAUAUUGGUGAGAUUUACGUCCGACCGUACUACGCAGCAAAUCCAAACCUUGACCCCAAGGAAGAAGCCAAGCUCUGGGAGGAGGCCACACGAGUUGGGACCUUUGCUCUUCUUGUCUUUGCAGUCGUUGCACUCGUCUCCAAUACCAUUCUUCCAGUAUUUAUUCAGCCAGCUUUUAACCCGGCAAACGCAGAAGAAACCCCUGCAAAAGAUCACCUAACCUUCCUCCGGAUCCCUGGACUAACACUACGAAGACUCUGGUGUAUAUCACAUAUCAUCUUUGCAGCCAGCAUGUUGAGCACAUUCUUUGUGAAAAACACCUGGGGUGCGACUGCACUGAUUGCUGCUUGCGGUGUCCCCUGGGCUAUAACCCUCUGGGCACCUUUCGCUCUAAUCUCCUCAGACAUCUCUAAGCGGGAUGCCAUCAAACGCGGAGUCCUCCGUAGUGCGACACCAUCCAUCCGAUCUGGUGUACAUGGAGAUUAUGAAGCAAGAGAUGACUAUGUAGAUCAGGCGGGAAUUAUCCUAGGGCUUCACAAUUUCUCGGUUGCGGCGCCACAGGUUAUUGCGACAGUUUUGAGUAGCAUUAUAUUCAAGGCGUUGCAGAAGCCGAGAGGGGCGGAAGGGGAUGAGAGCAUGGCCUGGGUUAUGAGGUUUGGAGGAGUUGCGACGAUCUUUGCGGCUGUGAUGACUUUAAGACUGGCCGAAGAGGUGGAUGAAGGAUUGGAAUUUGUGGAUAGCGAGGAAGAAGAGGAAGAGGAAGAUAUCUGA